AGCUGCCGGGCGAGCGCCCGGGGCCGCUGGGUACGCUGGCUGGUGGGUCGCGCUGUGCCUCUUCGCGUACAUCGUCGCGGAUAAGGCGGGCCAGCUCUGCCAAGCCCGGGCGCCGGCGCCGGCGCCCGCGCCGGCGCGGAGGCUGUCCGCGGGCGAGGGCGGCGGGGAGGCGGCGCCGCCAGGGGGGGCGCAGGCGGAGGACGGCGACGGCGACGCCCCGGCCGCGCACGGGGAGUCGGAGGAUCCGCACGGCGCGGAGGAGAGCGCGGAGGAGGUCGCGCAGUCGGCCGUCAUCCCCUACCUCUUCCUCGCCAUCGGCGUCGGCACGCUCCUGGUGCACGCGACCUCGCACCCCCUGCUCCAUGGCCUGCAGCAGACGGUCGUCAUCUUCUUCCUG
Messenger RNA from Prorocentrum cordatum, 397 nucleotides. Lineage: Eukaryota; Dinophyceae; Prorocentrales; Prorocentraceae. The record is from the annotation of a GenBank genome assembly.